GACUGUUAGUGGUCCCACGCAGACUAAUUACUAAGGUGUUUUUCCACGGGGAGGAGCAACAAGAGCAGCAGAGUAGCAUACUAGACAUUUGCGUUUGGAAAGCGAAGGUACAGCGUGCGCUCCGUGGACGCGCUCGAACGUCACGCCGUGAUAUUCGAAUUGUUUAAAUAACCGAAUUAUUAACAUACAGUUGAUUGUUUGGGUAACACUUUUACAGAACGUUAACUUGCGUUCGCAUUUAUUUUAAAGUCACGUUGAUUUUGUAUAUAUGUUUAUAUAGGCUACUCUGCAUCGCGCUCCUGGAGAAGUUCGUUCUUGAACUGUUGUUAUGUUUUGGAGCGUAUUUUGGGGCUUAAUGUAAACGCAUCGUUGUUAUGGAGAAAUUCUGGAACGCAAAGACAUGUAAUGCACUAGAUUAUGCGCUGCAAUUCUAAUGUUAACUACACAGAUAUCUACUACAAUGUCACAGGCUGAGGUGGACAUGGCAGGUAUUGGCUUCCCGAAGUUGCCUGCGGGUUUUGACGCGGACUCGUUCUUCCCAGCGCGCCUGCCGCCGAGACGAAGGAGACACUCGGCGAACUCCAGGAGAAAUGCCUACAGGUUUAACAAACUCCACACCAUGGACAUUGAACCGCAGGAGAGCAUCGCACCUCUGACCAAAACUCUUUCGUGGUCAGCCGACAAUAUUUUAUCAGAAGGUGCCAACGAGGAGAAAAAGACGGACUCUUCUCCUACAACGUCACCUGUCUCCAGCUCUUCACCUGAGACGCAAGACUCGGACCCGCGACCAGCUGAUACCUGGGCCCCCGAGGAGCCCAGCGCGCAGGAGGCUGAUGCCAGCUCGGACUCCGAUGAUGAAAGCACCCAGAAGAAAGCUGUUUUGUCCAGAGCCCCGUUUGAGAGCAAACGCGAGCAGGAGGAAAAGGAUGAGGUUGAGACUAAAGCUGUGGCGACUUCACCUGAUGGAAGGUUUCUGAAAUUUAACAUUGAGAUCGGAAGGGGCUCCUUUAAGACAGUCUACAAAGGAUUGGAUACGGAGACCACUGUGGAGGUUGCUUGGUGUGAACUACAGACCAGAAGGCUGACGAAAGUGGAGCGGCAGCGUUUCAGUGAAGAGGUGGAGAUGCUGAAGUGCCUGCAGCAUCCAAACAUCGUCCGCUUCUACGACUCCUGGAAGUCCACCAUGAAAGGACACAAGUGUAUCAUCCUCGUGACGGAACUCAUGACGUCAGGGACGCUGAAGACGUACCUGAAAAGGUUCAAAGAGAUGAAGCUAAAGCUUCUCCAGCGUUGGAGUCAUCAGAUCCUGAAGGGCCUUCACUUCCUGCACACCCGAACCCCUCCUAUAAUCCACAGAGACCUUAAAUGUGACAACAUCUUCAUUACUGGCCCCACUGGAUCUGUUAAGAUUGGUGAUUUGGGCCUAGCUACUCUCAAGAGUGCCUCAUUUGCCAAGAGUGUCAUUGGAACCCCAGAGUUUAUGGCUCCAGAGAUGUACGAGGAGAAAUAUGACGAAGCUGUGGAUGUUUAUGCCUUUGGCAUGUGCAUCCUCGAGAUGACCACAUCAGAGUACCCUUAUUCAGAGUGCCAAAAUGCUGCGCAAAUCUACCGCAAAGUCACCAGUGGCAUGAAGCCAGACAGUUUUUACAAAGUGAAAGUCCCUGAACUGAAAGAGAUCAUUGAGGGAUGCAUCCGGAUGAACAAAGACGAAAGGUACACUAUCCAGGACCUGUUAGAGCACACCUUCUUCCAGGAGAAUAAUGGUGUCCGUGUUGAAUUGGCUGAGGAGGAUGACAUGGUGAAGUCUGGCCUUAAACUCUGGCUUCGAAUGGACGACACCAAGAAGCUCCAUGGCAAAUAUAAGGACAACAACGCCAUCGAGUUCCUUUUUGAACUCUACAAGGACGUCCCAGAAGAAGUGGCUCAGGAGAUGGUUGUUCUUGGCUUCGUCUGUGAGGCAGACUAUAAACUGGUGGCCAAAGCCAUCCGUGAUCGCGUCACCGCCAUCAAGCGCCAACGAGAGAAGCUCCGCCGACAGGAGGAACCCGAACCUAGUCUUGAAGCCGAACCUUCAGUUUCGAACCCACCUACUCCUAAGCCCCCUGUGGAGACGCCCGUAUCCACCUCUACUCAAACUCCGCCCACUGUCACAGUAUCAGGACCCGUUUCCUUGCCUGCAAAUGAAUCACUGGACUCUGGCUUCAAUGCCAGCUUUGCCACCGAACCCGAGGAGCCAGAUGCUGACCAGCGGCAGCAUUUCAACAUACGUCACGCCAGCUACUCAUCAGCGACGUCUGACUGUGAGACGGAUGGAUAUCUCAGCUCCUCCGGGCUUCAGGAACCGUCAGAAGUUCGAGGUCCUGUGGCAAACCAACCCUCCACAGCUCCACAACCAACCAGUGGAGCUCCUCAAGUGGAAACCCCACCCACUGAAGCCGCUUCCACCCCAGCUGCAGUGAUCCCAGCUCUCCGUUUCCCCUCGAGCAUAGCUGUGUCUCAAAACACAGAGAGGGCCCAAUCAGGAAAUGCCAGUGGUUUUUCCUCUCCUGUCGACAGCUACGCUUCUGAUGUCACCUCUGGUUUGAGUGACGGAAACGAGGGUCUUUCUGAGAGAGGCGGGAAAGGUCAGAGCAAACGCACCGGAACCAAGCUGCUCAGGAAGAGAGCUCGAUCACGGCUACGCAUCACUGGGCUGUCAGAUAAAGUGGAUCGGGUUGUAGAGUGUCAACUACAGACCCAUAACAGCAAGAUGGUGACAUUUAAGUUCGAUCUGGAUGGAGACAACCCAGAAGACAUUGCUGCAGUAAUGGUACAUAAUGAGUUUAUCCUACCUGGGGAGAGAGAGGGAUUCAUCCAUCGCAUGAGAGACAUCAUCCGGCGGGCGGAGGCCCUGAUGAGGAGAGAGCCUUUGGAACCGCUCGGCCCAAGAGACAACGCCCGUCUGCCUUAUCUGAGCGGAGUCGGCACACUGUCUGCCUCGCAGCCUAAUCUCCACACGCAGGGCCUCGCUCGUACACACUCCUCCUCCUCGUUGCCAGAUUACGCUGCUGCCAGUAUAGGGCCAGUGACCCGAGGUUCCUCCCCCACACUGAGUGCCGACUUUUACGUUGAUCCCGAUGCCGUUCCACCCGUCCGGCCCCUGCGUUCACAAUCUUUCCACACUACAGGUUCCUCCCAGACCUACCAGGCUUCUACGCCCAACUACCCGCAGUACUCCCACCCCGACGUUCUGCCACAUCUCCUGCCAAACCAGAUGUCCGCCAUGCCCCCUCAGCUCCCCAAACCCACUUACGUUCACAACACCCACUUCACAUACUCCUACCAAAUGGAUCACGGCUCCCUCAAUAGUCCCCUCAACCCUAGUCCUCUCACCCGGGUUCCAAGCAAUCCAAACUUCUUUUCCUCCUCUUCGUCCUCUUCUGUUGUGUCACCAGUUCAGCAGUCCGUCGAGAUGCCUCCUCAAGGUGAAACCAACACUUUGCCGCUUCCAGUUGCCCCUCCACCUGGUCCGCAAGCUCCAGGCAUGUGGCCACCGCCUUCCCAGCAGCCUUUUAUUUCGCUGGCCAAUGUUCUUUCUCUGGCUAUGAAUUUUGCGCAGUCCUUUAUACCCCCUGGAUCCAUCCCUCAAGGUUUCCACCCGCAAAUGACCCCUCAACCAGGGUACGGCCCUAUGUAUCCAGCUCAGCAUGCGAGUAUGAGUAACCCGGAUCCUCCAUACCACCAGGGUGCACAGAGUGGACAGUAUAUGGAUAUGUACCAAUAUCCUGAUGCUCACAUGCAGAUUCCGGCACCAGUUCCUGAACCUCAAGAUGGGAGUCAAAGAGCAUCUCCACCAGUAGUCCCUCUUAGGGAGAUGAGAAUACCUGAGAUCAAACAGCCCAUUUCCGCAAUCCCGAGUUCUUCUCCAGGGUCCAGAAGUAGCCCACUGGUGGAAAGCCAGUCUAACCCCACCGGGCAGCUCAGAGAGCGGGCAGACAGUUCAGCAUCAAGCUCCCGCACCCCAUCCAGCACAAGCUCACCAGCGUCCUCCACAUCCCCAAGCCCACAAAACACAGUGUCCUCACCUGUCCCAAGGUCCUCCCCUACUCUGUCCAUGUCUCUGGCUGUGUCUGAAACGAAUUCCAUCGCAGCCAAAUCUAGACUCUCACCUAUUUCUGAAGAGAAAAAGUCUAUUGUCACAGUGGGACGGUUCCAGGUCAGUCCAAGCAAGGAGAUCCCCAUUCCAACACCCAGCCCGACCCCCAGCCUGACGCCAACUCCCACCCCUACAGCUACGCCCACAUCCACAUCCAUAUCGACCCAAACAUGCUCUGUAACAGUCCCCCAGGCCACGCCCCCUGCACACAACAGCCAAUCAGACAGCAGCACAGACAUACAGGUGGAAUCAGAAAGCAGUCCCAGCUCUCUGAAUGAAUCACCACCACUUAUCCAAACACCUAAUGAGGCUUUGGGCAGCUCAGACAGCGCACCCUUGUGGACUGGAGAACCUAAAACACCAGACAGAAAAGUUGUAGAACCAGACGAGGGACGUGGAGGUGAGGAAGGGGAGGAGGUGGAGGAGGAGACAGAAAGGAGGCGGAGGAGGAUAAGUGUGAGUUUGCUGGAUAGUUCAGCCGGGAGUCCUCAGUUCAAUCUAAAUCAGCCGUGGAUGAGCUACACACGCAGCGCGUCUUACGCUAGCAGCGACGAGACAGAAAGUGAAGACGAGGGAAUGUAUGAGGAGUUACAGGAACUCAGAGAGAGACAUGUGGCAGAGGUUCAGGCUCUCCAGGCCACUCAAAAGCAAGAGAUAGAGGAACUCUACAAACGGAUGGGUAAAGUGCCCCCUCCGGGAAUCGUGUCUCCAGCUGCCAUGUUGUCCAGCCGCCAACGUCGCCUGUCCAAAAGCGGAGGGUACUCCAGUUCUCGUCGAAAUAGCCUGCAGAGACUGGACAUACUGCCCCCUACAGGUAUCAUGCGUAAGAACUCAGUGAGCGGUAGCAGCAGUGGGUCACAAGAAAGGACCAGUAAAGGAGUGACCUUUGCCUCUGAUUAUGCCAGAAUUUGAUUUCUUUUUCUAAGAAGCCCUUUGGCCUUCGUACUCCUCUACUUAUGGACUGAAGUGACUUCCUCAUGCAACUGCUGAUGUGUGUGAGCACAUUUUUGUGAUAUCAGAAAAGGAGUAUGUGUUCUUCACAGACUGUGAUGUGAAUAUUUUUAACCAGUAUACCUCUGCUCAGUAUUCGAAGGAUGAUUUACGUACCUAGUGAGCUUUCUGAAGAGACGGGGCACUUGGAAGCACAGACUUUAUAUAUGAAACUUGUUUAGAGAUGUGAUGUAGUUGAAAUGCCACUCAUUGCAGCUCUAGCACCCCUAGUGGUUGAAUGUAUAAAUUGCAAAUGUGUUUUCACUUAUUAGGCAGUCCAUGUGGUUGCUGUCUAUAAUUUGGUCAACUGUAGAUCAACUGGUCAGUUCAUUUUUAUUCCAAAUCCCAGGCAGUCAUAAAUACCUGAAAGAAUCGGUACUGUAAACAAUUGUAUUUUCUCCUUUGCAAAAAUGCAAUGCAAUUCAAUACAUUCAGUCCUUACAAAGACUUUCAGGCCUCACUGUAGGUUUGCUUUUAAAUAAACAGUAUCAUGUACAUAUGACAAAUUGUAAAAAUGUUCAUCAUGGAUUUCAGUGCAUAUGUGACUUGCAAUGUUUUGCACUCUUAAUAAUUGCACAAAAUAUUUUUUUAAACACCCAUAACUUGCAGUAUUGAAAAUGAUUUUAUUUCUUUUUCAUAAUACAGAUCUCUGAUGCCUCAGAUUUGUCUAAAAUGAAUUUAGAUAAUGCAAAAUGCAAGGCUUUAUUGAUAUUUAGACCUAAAACCAUUUGAUCUAACAUUAUUUGACUAUUUAACUGAGAAUAAUAAGCAUAUUUAAAUGUGCUUGUCAAUCAAUUCUCAUUUAGAUGUUAUGCAAAAGUGACUGAAUAAAUGCAUUUCUGGAGGUAACAAUCUAACCAAAGUAUCUAAAACCAAAUUUUAGAAAUGAAUCUGCCUUCAGUUCAUUAAAUGCCCAUUCUGACAUUUUUCUCUAAAUUGUAAAUUAUACUUUUAGUUGUAAUUUUAGUAGGUGCUGAGUAAGAAUUUAGUUCCUGCUGAUGUUAAAACAGCAUUCGGUGUGAGUUUGCUUUAUUUAAUGGCUCUUCAGCUUCUGGCUGCCUAAUGUUUCCUAUAUUUGAAACUCUUCUGUCUUAAUGCUUUUCCCUUUGUUAUUCAUAUUUUAGUUAAUAGUGUGAAAUGAAGAUGUUAACUGGUGUUUUCUUAAUUAAAAGAAGAAAAACAAGCAAACAACGGACACACCGCACUUUUCCUCAUGGCAUUUGCCAGUAGAUGCCAUAGAUGAUCUGUAUAUAAGGACAGUAAUGAGUUGUGACAUGUGGAGUCUCAGUUUAUAUGCCUCGGACUAUGCAGCGACGUUACGUUAUAUAGGAAUAUGUGAAGAUAAACAUAUUGACAACUGAGAAACUGUGAAGUUUGAACAAUUGUUGCCUUAAAGUAUCUGUGUUUGCUUGGACAGCAGGUGUGUUCUACUGCAUAGCAAGAGAAGAUUUAUAUAUAGACAUAGAUUUAUUUAGAUAAAGAGAAAAGCUGUAUUAUAUUAUGCGAAAAAGUUGUACUGCCAUACAGAUUGUGCCUAUUGUUUUUUUUUUACAGUUUACUCUUGAUUCCUGGAUGAGACAUGAUUGUUGUAAAUGUACAAAUAAAUAAUGAUUCACAAAC
Molecule: messenger RNA, 6745 nt
Organism: Labeo rohita (rohu)
Lineage: Eukaryota; Metazoa; Chordata; Actinopteri; Cypriniformes; Cyprinidae
Gene: wnk4b
Product: WNK lysine deficient protein kinase 4b
Exons: 20
Coding region: 434-5047 (1537 amino acids)
Biological process (GO): positive regulation of potassium ion import across plasma membrane; renal sodium ion absorption; negative regulation of sodium ion transport
Cellular component (GO): cytosol; cytoplasm
Molecular function (GO): potassium channel inhibitor activity; protein serine/threonine kinase activity; ATP binding
Source: RefSeq, a predicted model, not a curated record